UUUUCAUUAUACCGUAAUAAUGUAAUGACGUUAAAAAUGAAAUAAUAUAAUAUUGAGGAAGCCACCAAUCUCUCUCCUCCCACAUUCUUUUCUAUAUAUAUAGAGAUAGAUGCUUGGCUUUUCCUUUAUCUUUACUCUCUAUCUCUCCUUUUCUCUCUUCUCGCUUUCUCUCAAUCACAAUCUUCUCUACAUAUUUCAUAGAAGCUUGUGAAAUGGAUUAUUCUUCGAUGCACCAGAAUGUGGUGGGAGUAUCUUCAUGUUCAUCACAAGAAUACCAGAACCAGAAGAAACCAUCUCCGGCGAGUAGGCCAGCUCCACUGGAGCAAUCUCUGAGAUGUCCUCGCUGCGACUCCACCAACACAAAGUUCUGUUACUACAACAACUACAGCCUCUCUCAGCCUCGCUACUUCUGCAAAUCUUGUCGGAGAUAUUGGACCAAAGGCGGGAUCCUAAGAAACAUUCCCAUCGGUGGGGCCUACCGGAAGCACAAACGCUCCUCCUCCGCUACUAAAAACCUUAGAACAACCCCUGAACCGCCGAUGAUGAUGACCCACGACGGGAAAACAUUCCCGGCGGCGAGUUUCGGCGGGUACAGUAACAGCAUUAACAAUGAGCAGAUGGAGCUUGGGUUAGCAUUUGCCUUUCUGAACAAGCAACCUCUAGGGUGUCCUUCUGAAUUCGGAAGCUCUCAGUCUCCGAUGGGCAUGGAGGGUGUGUUUGGGACUACGCAGAUGGAGAACGCGGGUUAUGCGUUUGGAAAUGGUGGAGGCGGUCUGGAGCAGAUGGCGACAAGUGAUCCAAACAGGGUCUUGUGGGGAUUCCCAUGGCAGAUGAACAUGGGAGGAGGAGGAGGAGGAAGUGGUCAUGUUGAUCAGAUUGAUUCAGGGAGAGAGGUUUGGAGUAGUACUGUCAAGUACAUUAACACUGGUGCUUUAUUGUAGUCUGUUUAUCAAUCAUUUUCAUUAGCUUCAGAUUAUUGGAUUCUGGAUUUCUUGGGUAGAGAAAGGGAUACUUAUGAAAUUAAUGGGGAAAGAAAAUAGAUAUAUUGUGCUUUCUUGGAAUAUGAAGUGUGAUUUUUCUUUAUUUCUGAUCGAAUUUCUUGAGCUUUUACUUUUUGGUAUUUCACUAUAUGGCUCAACUGAACAA
Thlaspi arvense is the source of this 1146-nucleotide messenger RNA. Lineage: Eukaryota; Viridiplantae; Streptophyta; Magnoliopsida; Brassicales; Brassicaceae. The record is from the annotation of a GenBank genome assembly.